Cotesia glomerata is the source of this 834-nucleotide messenger RNA. RefSeq lists its product as uncharacterized. The record is from RefSeq and is a predicted model, not a curated record. The annotation marks the transcript as partial. Gene Ontology annotation, molecular function: protein dimerization activity. The transcript is spliced from 2 exons. Lineage: Eukaryota; Metazoa; Arthropoda; Insecta; Hymenoptera; Braconidae.
UUUUCGACAAAACAGGAAUUUAUUGCUGAAAGCGAAGAUGAGAAACCGACUACACGGUCUGAAGCUACGGGAUUGCAACGAAAGUUGCAGCAUUUAGAAACAGCAAUUCUAGUCAUCGUUUGGAAUGUAAUUUUAGAUCGAUUUAAUGCUGCUAGUAAGAAGCUUCAAGAAUCUCAAGCUGAUUUAUCAUCCGUUGUACAGAUUUAUAGUUCUCUGGCUCUAUUUCUUCAGGACAUGAGAGACAGAAAAUUUUCUGAAUAUGAAGAAAAAGCCAAAACACUAUCUGGCGUCCAAGAUUAUUAUCAUACUCUGAGUGUGCAAUUGGCCGGACGUAAAAGUGCAUAUGAAAAGCUUUACGAAAAAUUUAAUUUCUUCGAUAAUUUAUCUGAAAUAGAUACAACCGAAUUGAAAAAUCUUGCCAAUAAAUUAGUCGACAAGUAUCCUGACGAUUUAGAAGAGACAUUAGGCAACGAAUGUAUUCAUUUACAUUGCCAACUUAAAGAUUCUUCAGCAAAUACGGAAGAUAUACGCUCUGCACAAAAUAUACGCAAUGUAUUACAUUUACGUAGUCUUCGAGAUGUUUACUCAAAUGUUGAUAUUGCUUUACGUAUUUUUUUGAGUAUUUCGGCUACAAAUUGUUCAGGAGAAAAAUCUUUUUCUACUUUAAAAAGAGUAAAAACCUAUUUACGUGCCAGUAUAGGUCAAGAUAGACUUAAUUCUCUUGCAUUAUUGUCUAUUGAAGCUCAACUAGUUCAAGAAAUUGAGAAUAAUGAUAUAAUUGAUAUUAUAAUGGAUAUUUUUGCGCGGACCAAAGCCAGGAAAAAGAAAUUUUGA